UUUUAUCCAUCUCCGUUGUCGAUAUUUUGUUGUUGAUCGAACGAACAUCUACUUUCGUUUUCAAUUCUUAUAACUAGCCAACGACAACAAAUUAUAAGUUAACUGAUGGCUGUCUGUGAAACAAAAUCAGGUGACUGGCGUGAUGAUAAAACCUUAGCAGAAUGCAUGAGGCACAUGCUGAAGAACGAGAUUAUGUGUGACGUCACACUGAGGGUAGGGGAAGGACGAACACCAAUGAAAGCACAUAAAUAUAUGUUGGCUAGUCGGAGUCCGGUAUUCCACACUAUGUUUGAGGGUUCUAUGCCAGAGACAGGAGAGAUAGAUAUUCCUGAUAUUGAAGAAAGCACCUUUAACAAUAUUUUAGCGUACAUAUACACUGACGAAAUAGUGGUUACUAAUUCAAACGUGACUGAAUUGCUGUAUGCAUCUGACAAGUACAUGUUAUCAAAGGUAAAGCAAGAUUGUGAGAAGACCUUAAAGAAGACAGCCACGUCCGAACAUGCAGCUAAAACUUUACAAACUGCAUACAAAUAUCAUCUGCCUGAUCUUUUACAAGAAAGCCUUCAUCACAUUGAAAUGGAUACAAAAAAAUGUCUCCUCUCAGAACACUCGUUCAGCCUUCCAAUAGAAUGUGUAGAUAUGAUUUUAAAAUCCGAUUAUUUGUCCUGCAGUGAAACCGAUGUAUGUCAAUUUUUCCUAAAAUGGACCAAGGCUCAAUGUGAUUUACAGAAGAUUGAAGCAACCGGCCAAAACAUGCGGAAUCUUGUUGGACAAACUUUGUAUCAAAUACGAUUUCCAGUUGUUGACAUGGAUUUCUUUUCGAAAGAGAUAGCAAAUACAGACUUCUUGUCAAGUGAUGAAAUGAUAGCCAUUUAUCGUUUCCAGUAUGGAAUUAAAACUUCGAUAUUUAAUAAUAACAAAAGAGGAGGACCUAUCGAAAAAAGACAAGUCCACACUGUAACGAGGUACACUGAUUCCUCAGACUUCUAUGACGAAAGCGAAGGGACAGAGGCUUUAAUCUUCCAAGCUGAUACAGAUAUCUGGCUUAAAGGGGUCAAUCUAUUUCCAUAUAACUCUUAUGAGACGGAAAUUAACUUUAAAAUAUUAGAUGAAACCAACGAGGAAAUUAUUGUCCAUAAAACUGAAAAAGAUGUGAAUUAUGGAUACGAUUCACCACAACUUAUAGUGCUCCCAAAACCAGUUCAAAUUUUAUCCGGAAAGGAAUACACCAUAACUACACAAAAUUCUACAGAGGGUAUGUACUAUGGUGUAGAUUGUAGUCAUUCAGUGAAAGCAUCAGAUUGUGACGUUUCAAUAACAUUCAAGAAUUCACCAAUGUGUACAGGUAUAUCAAAUGUAGACGAAGGACAAUUUGCUGGUUUUACAUUUUUUGUGUAAAUUAAGUAGAGUGGACAUAUUUAAAAAAAAAAAAAAAAAAAAAGGUUAAAACUGUUAUUUGGUAGCUUGUGCUACUUUUAUGAAUAAUAAACGUGUAAAACCUAGUUUAACUUUUUAAAUUAGGUUUUGGUCAGAUCUAUAUUUAAAUUAGUCUGUACA
This is a messenger RNA of Mytilus trossulus (common blue mussel), 1557 nucleotides long. Its product is annotated as BTB/POZ domain-containing protein 6-like. The coding region runs from base 106 to 1398 and encodes 430 amino acids. Gene Ontology annotation, molecular function: protein binding. The record is from RefSeq and is a predicted model, not a curated record. Gene Ontology annotation, cellular component: cytosol. The transcript has 3 exons. NCBI's taxonomy places the organism in Eukaryota, Metazoa, Mollusca, Bivalvia, Mytilida, Mytilidae. Gene Ontology annotation, biological process: neurogenesis.